This is a messenger RNA of Pelagomonas calceolata, 3612 nucleotides long. NCBI's taxonomy places the organism in Eukaryota, Pelagophyceae, Pelagomonadales, Pelagomonadaceae. The record is from the annotation of a GenBank genome assembly.
CAGCCGCAGAGGCCUGGAGGCGCAAAGCCGUGCAAACGGGGCACACUAAGCAGUGGCAGCUCUUGGUUAACGCCAGGGCUAACGACAGAGCUCGCCUGCCCAGCGUCAGGCGCCCAGGAGCAGCUGUACCGCAGCAGCGCCAUGGCGAACCCGACGCCCGCCCAGCUCGAAGCAAGGCUGAAAUACUUCGUGCCCAGACUCAACGCCAGCGUCGCGCGAUUAGAAAAGCACGCGGCGGCGCUCGCGGCCGCGACGGUCCGGCCGCUGCCCAAAAAACGCUGGUUCGCCGCGUUACUAAGAGCGCGCGACGCCCUGGAAUACCACGCGAACGGCGAUCUAAGGGGUUUGGUUGUGGACGCGAGCCGCUUCCCCUACGCGCGGAAACGGUUGGUCGUGGCCCGCUACUACAAGGAGGGGAAAAGGUACAGCGGCGAGGCCGAGGACGACGCGAACGAGGCCCAGCGGAGGUUAGAUGAGGUAGACAGCGAGCGGGGCGAACGCUUCGCAUUGCAGCUCGACGCCAUCGAACAAAGAAAGACGUCCUGCGCGGACGCUCUCAAAAGAUCGACAACUGAAGCGCUGGAGAUCUUGGGAAGGGACAGCGCUCUAUCUCUAGAAUACCCGCGCGAGGAAUUGAGGCACGGCUCUACCAAACUGAAACGCGGCGACGACCUGACGGGCCCCGAGGAGUUUUCCCAACCUCCAGUCAAGCGAGGAAAUUCCUCGACCGCCCCCGUCAAGCGAGGUCGCCUGCGGCGGAACGUCGCCGCGAGCGACUCGAGUGACGACGAGGAGGGCAUCGACGCCGUCAAACGAAAAACGGGCCACGACCCCGAUCAAUUAGCCAAGGGCUCGGAGGAGAUGUUCGCGGAGCAUACCGAGGGCGAGGUUGUUAACGACGAGAGUAGUAAGGAAGUUGUGGACCUAUCAAAGCUCGAGGAGAACGAGGACUGGGAGGCGCUCGUGAAGGCGGCGCGAAAGCAAUUGAGUGAUGACCCGAUCAAUUGCGGACGAGCGUUGGGACGGGCCCUGUCGAACUUAGAACGGGACGAGGAGGCGUUGGCGGCCUUCUCCAGUGCCUUCGAGGCGGCUCGAGAUUAUCCUGACGAUAUCGAGCGAGUGCACAUCGACCGCGGCCGGCACUGGCUAGAUCGAGCAAUUGCGGAAGAAGACCAACUAAAACAGAAGCACCUGGCGAAUGAAGCAUUGGGCGACUUUGAAAGGGCCGCGACGCUCGGCGCGCUCCAUAUGAACGAAGGCGGCGAGUGGCCGGACGCGUUUGCAAGGGCUAGGUACAACGCGGGCUUGGCGUUCGAGCUGGCGGGGAACAAGGAGGAUGCGGCGUGCUCAUUUGAGACGGCAGCCCAGGGUUUCCUGCGAUUGCUGGACGAAGAAAGGACCGACGCUGAUCUGCUGAAGGAGAUGCGGGGGCGGGCAUUGGUCUACGCCGGCCUUUGUAGGAUGGAGAAGCAUGCGAACGUAGCUGCGGUCCUGUAUGAACGAGCGGUCCUAUGUCUGAACGACGUCGCGGCGAAGUGCCCGGGCGUUUUAUUGGAUGCUCUACGCGGUUGCGUUUUUGCGAGGAGGCAGUCGGGUGAUACUGAGGGAGCGAAGGCCGCUUCCCGCAAUUACGCGGCGGCGGGCGGCGACUUGGAUGAUAUCGAUGAAGAGAGCGAUGACGAUUCUGUGGUUGAUUUGACCGAAUUCGAGGUCAAGGCGGAAAGCUUGGAGAGUAUUGACGACGACGAUUUGUAUAACGAGAUGUCGCAAGAAGAACCCCUGGAAUGUUUGAGUGGUGGGUUUGCGCUGAAGGGCCCUUUACAAUAUGAUGAGCGGGAGCCGGAGGCGCCGGGCGACGCGAUUCGGCGGCGCUUCGUGCACCUGGCCAUCCCGACGGGCGUCUCGGUGGUGCGCGGCGACGGGCGGCCGGCGAAGCGGCGGCGCGGGGCUGGUCGUGGUGGUGGGGGCGGCCUCGGAGGCGCUCCUGCUGGCGGCGGUACAGGGGGCCCCGGCCGCGGUGCCGGGGGCGGCCGCGGCGGCAUUGGCGGGGCUGGCGCCAAGCGGGCAGGCGGCACGGGCGGGCCCGGCGCCAAGCGGCUUCGAGGCGACAACUACGGCUUUGCGCAGCGGCGGCCGUCCGCGGCGCCGACGAAGGGGCGCCGCCGGCGGCCGGGCGCCGCGCCGCCGCGAAAACGCCCGGCCGCGGCGGCGCCGCGUACUGGCCGCGGUACUGGCGGUACCGGCGCCGGCCGCGGGCCGCCCGUGCCCGCGGCCCGCGCGGCGCCGCGGACGGACGCCGACGACGAGGCCGAGUUCGAGUUUAGGGAAAGUCCGCCGCCACCGCCGGCGCCGCCGCCCGCCGCGCCGUCGUCGUCGUCGGACGACGAAUCGAGCAGCGACGACAAGCCACUAGAGGAGCUCCGGCCGCGCGCCGCGCCGCGCCGAGCGCCGCGCGCCGCGUCGCCCCGCGGCGUCGACACGAUCGACACGCUCGCGGCCCAGCUGGGCCUCCUCUCCCAUCAAGAGAGAACGGAAAACGGGACGCUGACGCUCGGCGGCGCCGACGCGCGGGCCGUGGCGACCGCGGCGCGGCGUUGUACAUCAACGGCACUGGCGCUGCGCUUCUGCCGGGGCGGCGCGGCGCUCGCGGCGGCCGCGGCCAAGGCAUCAAGAUUAACGUCGCUGUCGCUCAUGGGCUGCGGGCUCGCGCUCGACGAGCUGGCGCCGCUCGAGGGGCGGCUACCCCACCUGACGCGCGUGGACCUGAGCGCGAACCUGCUGGGGCGGCGGUCCCCAUCGGCGCAGGCGCGGAGCGCGGGCGCGCGCGCACUUGAAGAUCUGGCCUUCCGCUGCGACGCCGUCGACAUGGCGCAGGUGUGCGUUGAGCCCCAGAGCCGCGCCUAUCCUUUUGAUGGAGGCGACGCCGUCGCCGCGGCCCUGGCGCGGGGCCUCCGGAAGCGGAACGCGCCGCCCUCGCGAAUUAUGAUACAGGACAACGCAUUCACGGCGGGCGCCUGGCGCGAGGUCCUGUCCGCGCUGGCGCUGCGGCCGCCGUCUGAUACCCUGGACGUGUCGCGGCCGGCCGUGCUCGGUUCCGCGUCCGAGGCGACGUGGGCGCGCGACCUCUCGGGCGCGGUCCGGAGCGCCUCCACCAUUAUACUGGACGACGCCGACGUGCUGGCGCUGCACGCCGGCCGGCCCGCCGCGCGCGGCGUGAUCGAGAUGCUCUCCGUCACGGGGCGGACGGCGGCGACGGAGCUCGCGACGGUGCUGGCUGGGCGCGUGGUCUCGGCCGAGAUCGAGCGCGUCGCGCCGCACGCGAUCCUCACGGAAUUGGAGCGCUCCGACGUGUUGAAGCACCUGUCCGCGCGGGGCUGUCGCCUCGACGCGCGGCGCGUCGCGGCGCUGCUCUGCGCGCCGGCGCUCGAGUUGCUCGACGCGGCGGGCAACGACGCGGCUGGUGACGCUACGAUCGACCUCGGCGCCUGCCUCAGGAACCCGCGCCUGCGGCGCGUCGACUUGUCGGGGAACGGCUUCGAUGAUGGACAGCGCGCACGGCUCGCGGCGGCGUUCGGCUGUGCCCCGGGCAGAGUUUUGUUAUUGUCCUAAUUA